UUUUCACGACAAGCCGCUGACGCCAUUGUAUUUUAUUCAGCGUUGCCGCCGUUAAGAACGUCAUUGCAGCUCAGUUCUCUGAUCGUGUUGAGAAAAAUUUCUCAAAUCCGAAAAUUGCAUACAUUUUCAAUUGAAAUACACAAUAAAAUUUCUGUGAAAAUGCCUAAUGGGGCGAAAUAAACAGUGCAUAAUCGGGGUGCAAUAAAUAUUUACAUUAAAAUAAACGUGAAACUUGUGAAAUAUGAGGAAGAAAAAUUACGUUUGCUUCGGAAACAAUUUUUUUUUGCGAAUGAAGAAAAAUUUCAUUGGGAAGUGGUGGUUUUGUGUGUAAUUGUUUUUUCAUCUCGCUUCUCGAUUUCUUUUGACGUGUUCUAAGAGCCAACGGCACAAACAGAAAGCAAAUUGAUUUUGCUGUUGUUUUCUUAUGGGAAAACAAAAACUGUUGGUUAAUAAACAUUACAUUUGUAUAUUGAUUUGUAUCUAGCAAACAUUUCAAUAGUAAUAGUAAAGUUUUAACACAUUUGCCAUCAAGAUGGUGGUCUCAAAAGACUCCAAGCGUAAGCGUAAGGAGUCAUCACCGCCGCCGCCACCAACACCACAACAACAACAACCGUCUACUGCUGUAGAGUCAUCGCCAGAAAUGCCCAAAAGGACAAAAGUUCAAGCACAGCGAAAAUUUGCCCAAGGUCAGAGUGCUCCACAGUCAUCGUACAGUGCGAUUAAUGCUGCAUCCUCAUCCUCAAAUACUGGACCAAGUACAUCGUCAGAGAGUCGUGAACCGCCAACAGAGAUAUUGCCAAAUAAGCGACCAAAGACUGAAGAUUUCCUAACAUUUCUUUGUUUUCGAGGAUCAUCAGCAUUGCCGCCACAUUUGGAUUUUUUAAACCAAGGAAAGUCAAAGGAACCAGAACGACCUGUCAAAAAACCGAUAAAAACUAUCACGAAAAAGAAAGGUAAAAAGGGCAGACCCUCAAAAAAUACCAAACCAAAGGACGAAAUAAACGAUAAGAAGGAAUGUGAAGAAGGCCCUUCUGCAAGUCCAAAUAAACCGAAUAGUAACAAUGAUUCUACUACGAUAGUAGAAAAUGUUGAAAAUUCCAAAUUACACGAUAAAAGUAAAACAGAGUUGGCCCAAGGAGAUGAGGAGGAAGACGAAGAGCUUCCCUCAUUUCCAGUUCGAAAGCGAGCCGAAGUUAUAGCAGAUGGAAAUCGCCGUAGCAAUCGUAACAUUGACGACAAGUCCAGUAAUAUCGCGGAAACGGGCAAACGUAGAUCAAAUAGGACAACAAAAGGUUCCAAAUUAAUGAUCGAUCAUCUGUCGGAAGAUGAGGAUGAAGAAUACAUGUCGAAUAUGGACGAUAAUAGCAAAACCUUACAUUCGGAUGCUGAUGGGAAGGACAGAAAGAGUCUUAAAACUCCUUCACAAAUGGAGAGAAAGUCAGAGUCUCCUUCAAAAGAAAGUGAAACAACUUCUAAAUCACGCAAGGGUCGUUCUUCGGCAUCCCUAAAGAAAAAGGACAACGAUGACAAAGAAGCGGUAAAACCCGAAACCAAAGAAAAAGUUCCAGUUAAACGACCUAGACAAAAGGAAUCGCCAAUCUUUAUACCAUCACCCGAACCUUCUGGCCGCAUGACUAGACAAAGAGCCUUCUUUGAACCUGUUAAAGUACCACAGCGAGAUGAAGACAAUGCAGUUGAUGAAAGUAAUGAUCAGGAAACAAAGGACUCAGUGACAUGCAAAGAACCUUUAAAACCCACGAAAGCCAUUGCAAACACAUCCACCGAGGAAACCCCCAGUAGUGCUGAUCCAUCACAAUCAACAGAACUGGAAAAGAAUAAACCUCAACUUAAUGUAUUUGACUUCUCAUCCGAUGAUGAACAACCCUUAGCUAAAACAAUUAAGCUUAAAAAAGCAGCGACGUCAAAGGCUAGUCCGAAGAAAACAAACCAACGUACAGGAAAAAAUACUUCCCUCAAAAAUCAAACAUCAGAAGCUGUCGACAAUACUAGCAUGGAAGAAGCUGCGAACGUGUCCGUAGAGGCGAAAAAAGACAGUGACACUACGAAAGAAACCACUGCAAGCGACAAAACAACAGCGGAGAAGCAAACUGGAAAAAUUAAAGGAAAACGUUCGAAUUCGAACCACGCCUCGAUCUCCAACAAUAAACCAGCAAAGGAUGUCGAGGUUAAAGACGACGAAAAAGUAGAAAAAACGGCAAAUCGCACGGACUUAGCACCACCUUCCCCAAAGAAAGCACCAAAUACUCGUGUUGGUCGAAAGAAGACAAAAGUCGAUAACUCAGACAAAAAUACAGUGUCGGAAGCUGUUUCAACGGAAGACAACUCUGCGAACGAAAGCCCAACUCGAAAUCAAAGACCAUCGCGUAAGACAAAAGAAGCAGCUACUAUUUAUAUGGGUAUAAUAGGACAUCGUUUGCAACUGGCUGAAGAUGAGGAGGACGAUGUUUCGUUAAGUAGCUUUGAUCGCCCAAAUGUACGUGAAAUGGAAAAAAUAGAAAAUGAAUUGAAGCGCAGCACUAUGGAUAAAGCGCACACAUCACCCACACCUAAAGAAGUGAAAAAUUCAGAGGGAUCGCCCCCUCAAAUUCCCGCCUCGGUAGGAUCGACAGAAAAGCCUUUAGCAACAGGACGUAGAGGUCGGCCCCCGAAAAAUUCGAAAGCAUCGACCCAACCUACAGCCAAGCGGGAAAUUGAAGGCAUGCUAGUAAAGAAAGGCGUUAUUGCCAAAAUGACUCAGUCAACGGAAAAUCUGAGCGAUCUUGUCAAGGACAAUAAAACCGAGCAGAACUCAAAGGAAGGCACCGAAGACGACGAAGACUUUCUGUUAAAUGAAGAGCUUAAUGAAACCAAGCGGAAAUUGGAAAAAAGUUUCAGUGACUCUGACGACGAACCUUUAGCGAUUAAAGCUCAUGUAAAGCCGAAUGAAAAAGAUGUGGAUAAUUCUCACAAAUCUGCUAGCCAUACUAUGGAAUCAUUGGCGAUGCCGUCUAAUAUCGUAGCAUCAACAUUACCAAAUGUUAUUCCCGUGUGCAGCGCUAAUACUGCACUUACCACUCUGACAGUUCUGUCGUUGACUACUACAAAACCGAUUACAACAACAUCCAGCAACAUUGUUAUGUCUUCAACGUCACCACCAGACAGCAAUGUGGUGGGAACCGUGCCGAUUGUUUCAAGCACAUCAAAUAUACCGGUGUCAUUUGGUGCAACAACAACAACAAUAAGCGCAGGUACGAUACCAUCAUCACCCCCACCUGGACCAAAUUCCAGCACUACAUUUGCCAUUCAGGCAGCAGCCCCGAUUACUCCUACCAGUACAUCACAGUCACCUUUUAAAGCCGUUGAAAAGAAAUCCCCAGUACCCACAUCAAAAAUUUUAAAUGUGCCGGCAACCUACGGUGUCCCCUCGGCCACCCCUUCUACAAAUAGUGGUAUUAAUUGUGGUUUAAAUUCAAACUUCGGAAAAUCUCCAAUGUAUGUACCACAAUCGCCCGCUCAUUAUCAUUCCACGGCCCAUGCAUCACAACAACAGGCACAGCAACAACAACAGCCUCCACCACCGCAACAACAUGUUCGGCCACAAUUUCCCAUACAGUCUCCAGUGAAAACAUCACCCUUAAUGGGACCUAGCAUUAAUAGCUCAACUUCGGUGGGACCCCACAUGAACACAUCUUCGAUGCAAAUGCCUCCACAAUCACCCAUGAAAUAUCAGACCCCACCAACAACAUAUCCACCUCCAAUAGAGGCAUACCCUUCACCAAAAAUCAAUCCUAAUUUUUUAACGCCGAAAUUUGACCGCAAUACCCUUUCAAGGCCUGGCAAUCAUCCACCAACAGGAAAUAACAGUUUUCCUUCGCCUUCUCCAGUGAAAUACGAUAUAUCAGCAUCAAGUAGUGGUCUGCUUAAGAAUUCCUCAUUUUCAGCUCCAAACAUGUCAAUGAGUCCUAAAACCUUGCUCUCAGGCAAUUCAAACUAUUUAAGUAAUAAUAUUGGUGCAACUACUUCAUCGGCGGUGUUAGCAGCACCCGGUGGGACGAGCAAUGAUCCGAUGAAAGAUGAAAUCAGCAGUAUACUAGCAGCUAAUUUAAUGCCUAGCAAAGAAGAAUCAGGUAAAAUUUUUGGUAUUGCCAGUGUGAGUUUGGCUCAAAGUUCUGGUCCCGACAAUACAAAAUGUACACUGGGAAAAUGUGGCUCCAUUCAUAAGCCAGUAUUGGGACCAGUCGUACCUACUGAAAGCUAUAUCGGAGAUCAACUCUCAGGCAAAGAAAGAAGGAAGGCUAAAGUGAAUAUGACCCAUGAACAGAUACACAAAUGGCUUAUCGAAUGUUCUUCCAAUCCCGAUGAAAUUCAAGACGAUCUUGAUGACGACUUCGAUUCUGAUUUAAGACCAAAUAAUUUCAAUACUACACCACCCCCAACCCGCGAUGAUAAAGAAAGCACGUCAUUUAGCUCUUCAUCGAAAGCCACAAGGGAUUUGGGUAAAAGCGAAAGCGCCUGGUCAGCUAAAGGCCCAUCACUGAAAGCUACGCCUGUUGUUGCUUCAGCCGCCAAUGCUGCCAAUAACCGUAAAGAAGAUCUUAAACUUACAGAGCCAACCAGUCCUCUUCAAGAAGAUGAAUUUGACAAAAACUCGCUGCCACUUAACCAGCAAUGUGAUAAAAAUCCUCUAAAUAAAUCAUCACCUGCGCCGGGUAGUAUCGAUGAAAAAAAUACACAAUCCGAUAAGUCGGAUAAAAAGAUCGAAAACAAAAAAUCUACAAAUAAAGAAGAAAAGCAAACAGCAGCAGUAAAGUCCUUGGCGAAUGAAGCUAAACAAAAUAAAUCGAACGAAAAGGAAGCCGCGCCCACAACCUGGGAGAAUGACGACGUUGCAAAAGGAACGUCACCCACCCAAAAACACCAGAACAAUCAAAAAGCAGCUAACCAAAAGAGAGUAACUUCACCAUCCAUACAGGCUGCAUCGACAUCCACAAAGCCGGGUCGUCGAAAACACGUAUCGGAGGACUCGGACGAUAAACCACUGUGCCCUAAGCCUAAAGAUAGUAUUGUCAACACAAACGAUGAUGUUGGGUGUACACAGGAUGCGACGAAAACACCAUCGGCCAAUGCUUCCGCUAGCCGCACUCCAAAGCGGACUCCAGUAUAUCAGCAAAAACUGACUCCAAAACAACUCAACUCCAACAGUAAAGAUCCAAAAACACCUACGACAUCCAGUCAUAAACGUUUUGGAACCCUUAAUGAAGCAUUCUCUGCGGAGAAUGAAAAGUCCAUAUACUCCUUUGACAAGGAUGACGAUGAAGCAACAGCUCCAGUGCCUGUGAAAACCGAAAAAGCCUCAUCAUAUAGGCGUCAGAACCGCCGUGACUCAAAUAUUGACAACACAUCCGCAAUAGCCCAGCGCAGUCUUUCCACAAAACCGAAACGAAAUGCAGCAGCUGUUGCGGAGAUUGCAAAUAAAGAAUUAGCGGGUGGAAAUUCUCAGACCAGUUCAGUCUCAUUAACAUUAAGUCCAUCGGAGAAAAACAAGCUUGUUAAAGUCAGUCUGGAUGCGGAUAGCAAGACUGGAAAAUCAGCCGGCAACAAAGCAGGCAAAGGUGGCAAAAAGGCGGUAGGUGAAGCUGCGAAAAAAAAUUUGAAUGACAACGACUCUGAAUCUGGUGACGGACAUACCUUCUAUAUUCCUUUACAAGGUUUAGCAAGUGGGGGUGAUGGUGAGGGUGGUAUUCAGGGUGUGGCUGUUAAACUGGGCCGCGAAGGGCCAGACGGUCCCAAUCAGAAGGUAAUAAUGCACGCUACCUUAGUCACCAAAGCCCAAAUGAGAUCGAAUACAAAACCAAUACCUGAAACAAUGAAUGUAUCGGAUAUAGUUAAAAAUUUAAUGUCGGGCGAUAAAAAGGUCACUUCAACUAGUGGUGCGUCGACGUCGGCAGCAGCUGCAGCGACAGCGACCACUUCCGCCCCAAACAGCAUGAAAAGUGUACCUAUUGGAACUGUACAGCCCCGCUUCAAAGGAGAUUCGCUCGCAUCGACUGUACAAGCAGGACCAUCAACUUCUACCGCAGGCGGUGUCACAGGUGGUAGCUUGCAACGUGUCAAUUCAAAUUCCUCAUUAUUUUCUGGAUCCGUUAAAUCCCGAAAUGCCGCGGCCUCCAAUGCAGCUGUUGGGACGGGUGCAGGCCACACAACAAGUAAAAAGUUCAAGGACGAUGCUCCCAUUAAAAUGUCCAACAAUACAGCAUUCCCACGUCACGAUGACCCCACACAAAUGGUAGAAGCUCCUAUCUUCCGGCCAACGGAAAAAGAAUUUGCCGACCCCAUCGAAUUCAUUGAACGCAUCACACCUAUAGCGGCCCGAUUUGGCAUUUGUAAAAUCAUACCUCCGCCAUCAUUUAAGCCCGAGUGUCGUAUCGCCGAUGAAAUGCGCUUCACCGCCUACAAUCAAUAUGUACACAAGUUGUUGCAUCGUUGGGGUCCAAGUGCCAAGGAAUUAAGUGCCAUCAAAAAGUACUUGGCAACCCAGAGCAUUGUCAUGAAUCACCCACCAUGGAUAGGUGGAAUGGAAGUGGAUUUGCCGCGCCUUUAUCACACCGUACAAGAAUUGGGUGGUCUGAAAGAAGUCAUCGAAAAGAAAAAAUGGGCUCGUGUUGCUGAAGAAAUGUGUAUACCGAAACUAGCUCAAGAUCGGGUAACCAAAUUGGAUGAUAUAUAUUGUAAAUAUUUAUUGCCCUAUGACACUCUGUCGCCGGCCGAACGUCAGAAACUCUUCGAUGAAGUGGAAGCUGAUUGGGCAAAACGGGAAGCUCGCGCCCGUCGAAACGCAGAUCGUUUUGUCAACACAGAAAGCGUUUCUAAUGAAGACGAUGAUGUAUCCUCGGAGAACGACGAAGAAGAAUCCGAAGAGGAAGUAGAUGGUGUGUCGAUGGAGUGUAUAGUGAAAGGACGAAGUAUGCCUUUGAGUCAAUUCUACCGUAUCGCCCGCAAUACAAUGGCUUUGUGGUUUAAGAACACCGAACCCACUGUGAACGAGGUAGAGGCAGAGUUUUGGCGACACGUAGCCGUCAGGGACAGUCAUGUGUGUGUACAUUCCGGCUCAAUUGAUUCCUCCGGCUGGGGCUUUGGUUUCCCCAGUCCUGGGCCCAAGGGUAAGGGUUCCAAUUAUGCGCGCCAUCCAUGGAAUCUUAAAGUACUGACCAAUAAUCCUGGUUCUGUGUUACGAUCAUUGGGCCCUGUUAUGGGUGUAACUGUGCCCACAUUGCAUGUUGGUAUGCUGUUUUCGGCCUGCUGUUGGUAUCGUGACCCACACGGUUUGUCGUGGAUCGAAUACCUUCAUACCGGCGCAUCAAAACUGUGGUACGGUAUACCGGACGACCAAAGUGCCAAUUUUAGAGCAGCUCUUACAUCGCUCAUACCCACACAUUGUCAAAAUAAAACAAUAUGGCUACCCUGUGAUACUGUUAUGGUACCUCCACAUAUGCUCACCGACCGCGGAGUAUCACUGUGUCGUAUCGAACAAAAACCUGGCGAAUUUAUAGUCGUUUUCCCUCGUGCUUACACCUCAAGUUUAGCUACAGGUUAUGUGGUCUCAGAAAGUGUAUACUUUGCAACAACAUCUUGGUUGGAUUUGGCGAAAGAUGAUUUCAGGGAUAUUCAUGACAGUUGCGAACCCGCAAUGUUUUCAUUGGAGCAAUUACUUUUUGCGUUGGGCUAUGAUCAGCGUGUCUCAUCCGAUACGAUGCAGCAAAUGUUACCUAUGUUGCAAGAAGUGUAUGAAAAAGAAGCUGCCGCUCGAGAACAACUCAAGGCGACCGGUGUAACUUCAACUGAAAAGGUCACCAACGAAAAAAGUGGCAAAGGUAAAAAACAGCAGCAACCCCCCUUCAAGUCCAUUGAAAGUGAAUGUGAUUUUUGCCGGGCAAAUCUCUAUAUUUCAAUGAUUCGAACUGAUGACGGCAAUAUUUACUGUCUGCAACAUGCACUUAAAAAUCUCAAUAAUGGCAACAUACAAGCUAAACAAUGCAAACUUAUUUACGCCUACAACAUUGAUGAUAUUGAGGCUCUUAUCAAAAAUCUUAAAGAACGAAUACAACAGAAGCGUGCAAUUGGGAAAAAGCAAAAAUAGUCUUGUAACAAGCAGCAAUUCUCCAAUAAAAUGAGAAAAUCGUAUAAAUAGGUUAUGUUACAAAUUAUCAGCAUUUAUGUCUUUUUAACUUGAAAAUUGAAAGUUAAUUUGCAUAAAAGCCAACCAAUUUCCGUAUAAUAUGUACAUAAGUACACUAAAUACACUCACACAGACACAGACAUACUUACUAAUCUUGUAUAUAAAUAAAAAAAUCUCUAUGUAUUUCUAAGGACACAAUUGAAUACAUACAUAUAUACAAUUCGCAUACAAAAAAAAACAUCAACAAAGAAAUGCAUAUAUUUAUACUUAAAAAUUCGUAAUGUUAAGCGAAUAACAUUGCGAAUGCAAUAAUUGCAUACAAAGUAAUAUUAAUGAAAGUGAGUGUAAUAAAAAAUUAACGUAGGCAUUUUAGUUUCUUACAUUUUUUUCUUUUCUUUUUAUACCAUGAUACAUAAAUUUAUUUAAGUUAUUCUCGCUAAAAAUUAAACAUUUAUUUUCAGAUGAAAGUAUAAAAAAUGAAAUACUAUUAUAGUAACGUAGUUAAGCUUCUUUUUUAAACAUAACAAUAAUACAGCGUUAAAGAAAAAGUAAAUUUCUAUAUUCAAUGUUUAAUAAAAUUUGCAUUGUACUAAGACAAAGAAUACAAAACAACAAAACAAAAAAAAAAAAAAAAAAAAAGAAAAUAACAUUAUAAUCAACUAUAUUGAUUUGUUAGAUGAUACAGAAAAAAACUACAGAUUUGUAUUUACCCCUACAAAUAUGUAAACAUAAACAAGUUUUUUAUUUUUCCUGUCGUUCCUCUAAAUUCUAAAAUUUCAUUCCUACCAAUCACAACAAAAAAGUAUUUAUCUGUAUUGUGGAAGAAUUUUUCUUUUAAACAUUAUAUCGGCCUGAAUUUCGUAACUGUUAUGCAGUUUACUCCAAUUUUGUUGAAAUGAAUUAUUUUAUUUUGAAUGAAAAUCGUUUUGUGUUUUCCAAGCUACUUUAUUUCUAUACUUAAUUAUAAAUGUGUUAGGUUGUUUAUUUUUUUCUUCCAUUUAUGUUUUCCUUGUGUUUUUAUAUCUAUAAAUAUUGAUGUAUUAUUAUAGAUUUGUAGAUAUUAACAAAAGUGCAACAAUAAAAAUCAAAAAAGAAAAUAAAAUAACACGAGUUGUUUAUGUGGAUGUUUGGGAUAAAACAUUUCGGAUUUGGAUAUUUUUAAAAAUUUUUGACCAGAUUUAAAAAUUGGGGCAUGAAUUUACCCUUAACUACCUUCUGUUCUCAAUAUUAACUGUCGCUAUGGCUUGAAAAGAAAUGUAUUAGAGGAGAAAAUUCAUUACCAUUUCUACAUUUACUUAGGAUGGUAGUUGUUUUUACUAUAGCCUGGUUCUUGCUUGAUAAUAAUUAUAGCUUAUUCUGGUCUAAAGAUCCUCUGACUGACCAAAAGCCCUCAAAUCGAUGGCCAUAGGAAUGGCAUAAAGUUGUGCUCUAGAUCAUAUAACUACAAUGAAGUCAAAGCAUCGAUUGAACUGAGAAGACACGAAAACCAUCCAAAUAUUAUAAAUGUCGAAUACUCAGUGAAUCCACACGUGAACUAUUUCAAGACUGCUUGAAGGGUCUCGAAGGCAAUAUAUCUACCCUUCUCUAAAGACGAUAUAUCCCU
Molecule: messenger RNA, 9779 nt
Organism: Musca domestica (house fly)
Lineage: Eukaryota; Metazoa; Arthropoda; Insecta; Diptera; Muscidae
Product: mucin-5AC
Exons: 4
Coding region: 533-8137 (2534 amino acids)
Biological process (GO): chromatin remodeling
Cellular component (GO): nucleus
Molecular function (GO): DNA binding; histone demethylase activity
Source: RefSeq, a predicted model, not a curated record